UGUACUUUUUGAACGCGGCCGAGCCAGACGGACGGGACGCGACGGCCCGAGGUACCGGCCAGUGUUUAGUUCGGUGCGGUAGGCGUUGGUGGUUGGUGGCGGGUCUCUCUGACCGCGGCAGGAGCGUGCGAGUGCGUGCUUACGCGCGGACGGGGCGCGUGCGGUGGACAGCACCUUCGCGGCCAAGGGCUUCCUUUUUCGCCAGCCGCCAGCUCGGCCGGCCCGCUUGGAUAACUCCGCGAAGGACUCGAGGACUACCCUAGCCGCCGAAAAUGCCGUUCCUCGACAACUGCUGUCGGUGCUGCACGCUGAGGACGGGCACCAUCGUCACCGGUUCCCUCGGCAUUGCCUUGGGACUGAUGGGCCUCAUCACCAUCCUGUCCGUAGAGAAGCUGCAGGUGAAGACCAUCGUCAUCGACACACUGCCAGAUUCAGUCGUUCGGAUUAUUCUGGCCAUUAAUCUGGUCAUGACUAUAUUUAUAUCAUCGCUCCUCAUUUUCGGAGCCGUUAAGAGAAACCGGUGGCUGAUGCUGCCCUUCGUCGUGCUGGCCCUGAUGCUGGCCAUCGGGCUGCUCAUCUCGGUGCUGUACACCGCCGUGGAGCACUACGUGAAGAAGGAGCCCGUCCUGGGCAGCAUCUGGCUCAUCUUCGGCCUCAUCACUGUCGUGGUGCACGUGUAUCUGUGGUGCGUCGUGUUCAGCUACUACCAGCUGGUGCGCGACGAGCGGGGCCGCGGGCCCUACGGCAAGACGCCGUACCCGCAGCCCCGGUAGGCGACGCGGCGACGCGGCAGGCAGACACGGGCACCCCGACGAGCCGAGCACGAGGAACCUGGCGGGGAACGCUUCUGGAGCGCACCACUUCGCUCUGCCUGCGAUGCCUGCUCUGCGUGCUCUGCCGUGCGGACGACCAGCGCUGUCGCGGGAUUGAAACCGCUCCUCGAGACGCUGCCGAUACUACGUAACACGUUGUCACUAACUUGAGAUGCGUUUCCUGCCGUUAUUUUGAUCUGAUAAUAUUUAUGAUGUUAAGGCGCCAGAAUCUCCGUUCGUUGAUUCGCACUGCUCCCUUGUACAGGCCAGGCGGAUUGUUUUAUUCCCACGAUUUGUGUGUCAGAUGUUGUGCGUGUUCGUCAGAGUAUGUUAAUUUAUGAAGUUAGCUUUUAGUCAUGCCGGGCCUCGCCUCGAAGGCGGCGCCAGCUGUGUCCGUCUCUCUCGCUCUUAAUGCCGUGACUGGGGGGUCUCAGAUGGGCUGCCUAGGCCUAGCCAUCGACCCGACCUGAGGAACUGCCGUAAUUCGAAUCGAUUGUACAUCAGGGAGACACUCUCCGCUCUCCUCUUUUUCUCACAGAAAAUUGGAGACAAGCUACAGCCAAAUUCGCGAUUAUAGGCUUUGUGGCUUGUGUGCUCCUGUAGAGUUUCAGUCACUUUACUUGCCAUGCCCUAUGCGUAGCCGGAGUAGAUUAAAUUAAUUGUUUGUCUCGUGGAUGUUGGUCUCGUUUGUGUGAUGCAUAAUAACUUAUUUUUAAUUCGUGACAACGAAGUACUUUUUCGAGAUUUUUGAAAUAUUUAUUGUAUGCUGUUGUAAAUGUGUGUUUGUGCGUAUUUUCUUUUACUCGUGUGAAUGUGUGUGCCCUACGUUGGUAUCUCUGGAUGUGUGAAGCUGGCGGUUAGGUCAAACAAAAUACUGCGACAGGUUCAGCGGGCAUAUCUUUUAAUUUAUUUUUCCGAUUGUUUGCCUACCGUCGACCUACGACCCAAAACCUACUUUUCCUACAUGUACAAAUAACAAAUUAAUAAAAUGAUGGACUGAUGAA
Molecule: messenger RNA, 1816 nt
Organism: Thrips palmi
Lineage: Eukaryota; Metazoa; Arthropoda; Insecta; Thysanoptera; Thripidae
Product: lysosomal-associated transmembrane protein 4B
Exons: 6
Coding region: 273-773 (166 amino acids)
Source: RefSeq, a predicted model, not a curated record